CAUUCAUAGGAAUUAUUUAAUAUUCAAUAUUUCAAUAUUCAUUGAUUACCGAUUUAAGUAUCUGUUGCACCAUAUUAAUAACCAAUAACUAUUCUAUAUUCUUUUACUAUUGACUAUUGAGUAAUUAACUUUAAGAAGUACAUUUUUUUCAAAAUAUUUUGUUCAAAUAAAUAUACUUGUCAAUUUAUUCAUUACUAUUGUCAAUAUGGUCGCUGCUUCAGAAGAAUCCAUCAAUCGUAUAGGAACAGUAUUAGCUAACACAAAGUUACCGAUGAAAGAACGAUUCAGAGCACUGUUUACACUCAAAAACUUAGGUGGAAAUAUAGCCAUAGAAAAUAUAGCCAAGUGUUUCAAUGAUGAUUCAUGUUUGCUGAAGCAUGAAUUGGCAUAUUGCUUAGGACAAAUGAGAGACGAAUAUUCUAUUCCUUAUUUAAUCGAUGUACUUAAAGAUGUCAAACAAGAGCCUAUGGUUCGACAUGAAGCAGCUGAAGCACUGGGAGCAAUUGGUAAGGAAAAUGUUAUACCAAUUUUGGAAGAAUAUAAAAAUGACCCUGUGGUAGAACUAGCAGAGACCUGUCAAUUGGCUUUAGGACGACUUUUACUACCUAAAGAUGAAGCAAACAUUGAAAAUAUUUAUGGAUCUGUAGAUCCAGCACCUCCUUCAGAGAUAAAAAGCAUAGAAGAACUUGAACAAAUUCUAACUGAUGAAAACGAAAGCCUCUUCAAUAGGUAUAAAGCAAUGUUUUCACUACGAGACAUUGCAUCACCUGAAAGUAUCACUAUUCUUUCUAAAGCGUUGUCGUGUGGAAGUGCAUUGUUUAAACAUGAAAUAGCAUUCGUUUUGGGACAAUUACAAUCACCGCUUAGUGUACCAUAUCUAAAAGAAUCAUUAAUAGAUGAAAAUCAAAAUGAUAUGGUCCGACAUGAGUGCGCAGAAGCAUUAGGAGCAAUUGCAACAGAUGACUGCUAUGAUAUAUUAAAACAGUAUAUAAAUGACCAGAAGGUAGUCGUCAAAGAAAGUUGUGAAGUUGCAUUAGAUAUGUGUGAAUAUGAAAACUGCCCAGAUUUUCAGUAUGCCGAUACACUUGAAAAAGUUACUCUAUAAGUUAGUUAUUUGUGUUAAAUUUUGAAUUUACAAUAAAGAUAAUUAAAAGAUGAAGUUCAUUA
This is a messenger RNA of Myzus persicae (green peach aphid), 1167 nucleotides long. It is a transcript of the gene nero, whose product is annotated as deoxyhypusine hydroxylase. Gene Ontology annotation, molecular function: deoxyhypusine monooxygenase activity. Gene Ontology annotation, biological process: peptidyl-hypusine biosynthetic process. Lineage: Eukaryota; Metazoa; Arthropoda; Insecta; Hemiptera; Aphididae. The coding region runs from base 206 to 1105 and encodes 299 amino acids. The record is from RefSeq and is a predicted model, not a curated record. The transcript is spliced from 3 exons.